Dissoconium aciculare CBS 342.82 is the source of this 1441-nucleotide messenger RNA. RefSeq names its product CNVH-domain-containing protein. NCBI's taxonomy places the organism in Eukaryota, Fungi, Ascomycota, Dothideomycetes, Mycosphaerellales, Dissoconiaceae. The transcript is spliced from 3 exons. The record is from RefSeq and is a predicted model, not a curated record. Bases 332 to 1375 code for a protein of 347 amino acids.
UACGCCUGGGCUGUACACUCACUCCUAGGCUGCUUGGGAGCGGCAUACAGUGAACAAACCACAGCUGUCAGAUUGAUGCGGGCGACUUUGCUGACGAAACAGAUCAACACAUGCCCGCCCGUGUUGUACUUGUGUUGCCUACGUAGAUCACUCCAUGUAUAUAUGCUGAGAUACAUUUCUCCGUCUUCUCACCUACCUCCGCGUAUUCAUAUCUCCUCGUCGCAUAGCUCUCACCACUUCUAUCCUCAUCUCUCGUACGGCUCCCUACAGUCGACGCGCGCCAAACCGACUCCCUUCACACAGCACAUCCUCACAACAGAAGUUCCUCAAUAUGUCGCAAUACGGAGGUCCUGGCGGUAACUACCCACAACAGUCGCAAUACGGCGGCAACCAAGGUCAAAACCAGCCACAAUACAAUACACAUGGUGGCCCUCAAGGCUACAGCCAAUCCGGCUACGGCGGCGAACAACGACCAGGUGAAGCACAGGGCUACUAUGGACACAACCAGCCCCACGAUCAGCACAACCAAGGCUACCAGCAGCAUAAUCAGUACGGCCAGCCACCUCAGCAGUAUGGCCAACAGCAACAACAAUACGGUGGCGAGCAAUCACGAUAUGGUGGUCCGCCCUCGCAGCAGGGAUAUCCACCAUACGGCCAAAACCAAGGCAAUAAUUCCUACCACAACCAGCCAAGCAAUGCUCAUCCUCCCGUCGGCGGGCCCUACCCACCUGGUGCUGGACUCAACCCCGCCGAAGGGGAUCGCGGUCUUCUAGGAGCCAUGGCAGGCGGUGCAGCGGGCGCCUUCGGUGGGCAUAAGAUGGGUGGCCACGGCAUCAUCGGCGGUAUCGGAGGCGCCAUUGCGGGGUCCCUGCUCGAAGAUGCUGCGAAGAAGCACUCGAGUGGAUCGAAGCCGGAGAAGAAAGACAAAAAGGAAAAGAAGGAGAAGAAGGAAAAGAAGCACCGUGACCACCAUUCCCGACGGGGCUCUUCUAGCUCCGACAGCAGUGAUUCGUCGGACGACGACCGCCGUCACCAUCAUCACCACUACGAACCUCCCGCCGGCAACUUCCACGCGAGCUCCCAACACGUCCGCCUCGAAGGCCAUAGCACCUUAGUCGCCGACUGCGCCGACGUCCAGGGCCAGUGGCGCUACUCGACGCUCGAUCUGAACGACUGCUUCACCAACUCCAACGGCCACCUGUACUGGGCCCGCGGCGGGAAUUUCGCCGCCAGUGCCCGGGAGAUCCGCAUUGUCGACGGCGGUGAAUACAUCGAGGCGGAACUGAAUGAUGGAAGGGGCGGAUGGGUUCGUAAUCGCGCGUGGUUGAAUGAGCGGAUUACCAAUGACAAUGGACGGCUGGAGUUGGUGGGAUAGAUUAGGAUUGACAUCUGGCAUGUUUUCUCCGCCUUCAAGGAAAUUUCGCUAUAUAAUCGAAUGAUC